Molecule: messenger RNA, 3488 nt
Organism: Hypanus sabinus (Atlantic stingray)
Lineage: Eukaryota; Metazoa; Chordata; Chondrichthyes; Myliobatiformes; Dasyatidae
Product: cytochrome c oxidase assembly protein COX14 homolog
Exons: 3
Coding region: 3159-3335 (58 amino acids)
Source: RefSeq, a predicted model, not a curated record
UAAAUUUUCAUCAAGCUUUCUCUCUUGCAGUAGAAUAAUAUUCUUUCCCCCAGGAAUGAAUAUGAAUGUCAUACCUCAGUCAGAAAUAGUGAAAUCUAUUUGAUUUUCUGUCACUACAUUUCUUUGCACUUUCCUUCCAACCCUAUCCCCCUCCUCUCCCUCCACUCUUAAAAGUGAGCUGAAGUUAAUUGAAAGAGAGAACAUUGCUGGGACUGUUGUACUGAAUCACACACAGCCUCGUGUUGCCUCACUACUCUGGGUUCAGUACACUUUUCAGGGUAUCUCCACGCAACAAUCUUUGGCACUCUGCAACCUGUUGCCAGUGACAGCGACAGGAAAGAAAUCUGGUUUUGGAGGAGCAACGAAUAUGUGAGCAUCUGGAGAUUGUACAGACUGCCCCUCAUAGGUGAUCUAAACUGCAAAAGAGGUGACUGCUGUGGAAUAGGUGUGUUUGCAGUUAUCACGAUUAAGCUUAAGCCAGACAAAUUUGCAGCAAUAUAAAGUGAUUGAAAAUAGUCAUUUAUUGUACAACCCCGCCCCCCCCCCCCCCACAAUGCAAUCGUCCCCUUAUUUAUCAGCUCCACCCAUAAAGCCUCAGUGGAUGAUCCUACAGUAAUUUCACCUGACAUCAGUUUAAUCACCGCACACAGCUAGGUUAUGUGCAAAAUGGAAAAAUGCAGUUUGGAGAGACCUUUGGGCUAAGGUACUUCCUCACAAUCCUAAUAAUUUGGUAAAAUCUCAGCAGAGAAGGGUGGAGGUGGACCCAGUAGACUGCAUCCUAAUGAUGCCUUGAGCACAGUAAACAGCUCUAACAGCCCUGAGGGACAAACCUGACCUUGGAGCAGCCUCCUCUCCCUCCAAUAAAACCGGUAAAUGCAGCUGGGGUUAACAUUUAGUGUCGAUGAAACUUAAUUGGAGCUUAUGAAUCAGGUUUUCAUGAAAAGGUAUUGACCCAGCUCUUUCCUCCGCCACUGUUUUUCUGUUUUUAUUUCAGCAUCAGCGGUUGUUUGGUGUUCAAUUGCACUGUGCCUCCACUCUGGCUCUGAGCACCUUCCUGCUGGUCUUCAGUGGAACUGUGAAUUCAGAUCUCUGGUCCCCCCAGUAUCUGAGAUCAGAAUCUUCCUGGAAGCCUUCAAUGCAUUCAGGAUGAACUGUUCCAGAAAGACCCAUUCUCAAACACAAUCAACCAUUGCACAGAAACCCCAUAGGAAAUGAUAUCUUGAAAGCAUUAAUUUAAGCCAACAUGGAAAUUAGGACAGUCAUUAACAGAGUGAGCAAAUUGAUCUGAAUAGGAAGAACCCAUUCUUUUAUUCCUUUUAACAAAGGAAACACCUUUCUAUUUAACAUUUGUCUUUGUCACUGUUUUAUAAUGUUACAUUUGUUCUGUGAUUGACAGUUUCAAUGUAUUUUUAGGACCAACAAGCUUCCUAAAAGGGAGCUGCUACAUAAGAGAUCUGCUCUGAAGCCUGCUAUAAAGGGUGUUGUAGUGGAGCAUAGGACAUGUUCACCAGGUUGAUUCUUAGCAGAGAGAGAGAUUGUUCUUAGAGGGGAUUGAGCAGACUGGGCCUAUAUGCUCGAGUUACUGAAAAUGAUUUGAAUAUAAAAAUUCUUACAGGAUUUGACAGAUGCAGGAAUCAAUCAGGUGAAUCUUCCAUUUUGACGCAUUCCGUCUUUAACAAGAAUAUCUUUUCUUGGGUAGGGAGAAUAGACUCGUAGGGAAUAUUUCAGAUAUGGUCUCACUAGGAUCCUGUAUAGUUUUAGUAAGAUGUGUGUACUUUUGCACUCAAGGUGUCUGGCAACAAAGGCUGGUGAGUCACUACCUGCUGAGCCUGCAUGUUAACUUUCAGAGGAAGCUCAGGUCCCUCUGAACACCAACACCUUUCAAUCUUCUAUCAUUAAAAAAAAUCCAUAUUUUUUUAUAAUCUGUCAGCGCAAGCAAAAUGCGACUGUUUAUUCAUUUCCGUAGAUGCUGCCUGGCCUGCAGAGUUCCUUCAUUAUUGUGUGUGUGUGUUGCUAAUCCAUUCUCCUAUUUUUUCCACCAAAGUGGGCAACCUACUUUUACCACAAUAUAUUCCAUCUGCCACAUCCUUGUCCAUUCAUCUCCCCUAGACAGGGGUUCCCAAUCUGGGGUCCACAGACUGUUGGUUAACGCAGGGGGUCUAUGGCAUAGAAAAGGUUGGGAACCCUGGCACUAGAGCACCUCCGCAGGCAAUACUGUGACCCAGGUUUGCAUUAUCACCAAACGUGGAUAUAUUGCAUUUGAUUCCUUUGUCCAAUCCCAGGGCCCAUUACCCAAUCCCUGCAGCAGCUAACAUUUUUAGAAUAUGUAGAAAAAGGCCACUAAGGCAUAUUUUGAGAACUUAAACCCUACAAAAUGUUUGUAAUGGAAAGGUAAUGAAAGCUUGUCUCCAGGUACCGGGGGUAGUAACAGUACAGCAACAGGAAACGUGGACCUCUCUUCGUUUAAGGAAUGUCAUCUUUGUCCUCUCCCAAACAUUUUUGUAGCUCAUAAUGAAAGCUGAUCAUUUUAUAAAUGAUAUCAAGUAGCAGACAAGAAGCAUCAAGUCUUUGCUCCACAGCCUGGGAAAUACAUCACUAGUCCUGGUAUCUACCUGAGCUUCUUGUCUUUUGGAUCUCCUGGGUCCUUAACUGGUGUUUUCAUAAAUGGAAAUGUACUACACUUGUGUGCACAAACAUACGCAAUGUUUAGUAAGUGGCAAAGUGGGAAGGGACCAUCCCGUUCUUGAACACUAUCAACCCUCACAGAGAAAACCCGUGAAAAAUAUUUGAAAAAAAAUUAAUAGUCAAGAUGGAAAUUCAUCUAGUGGGAUCAGUCAUUUACACAGGGAGCAGACUGGUCUGCAUAGGAAAAACCCAUUCCUUUAUUCCUUUUACCAAAAAGGAGAACCCUUUUAUAUGACAUUUGCUGUUGCCACUUUUAUAAUGUACAGUUUUUUUUGUGACUGAAAGUUCAUUUCUUUCUAUAUAUUUUUAGGACCAACAACCUUUCUUAAAAAAAAGCAAUUAAAAGAGAGAACCUCUUUGAAUCGUGCUGUGACGGGUGAUGUGAUGCAAGUGCAACUGUAGAAUAUAUUGUUUGAACAAAGAAAACAAUUCCCUGGUGUCAAAGAAGAUCCAUAUUUGAAAGAUUCAUCACCAUGAUGUCCUCCAAGAGACUUGCAGACAUGGGUUACAAGGUGGUCUCUGGCUCAAUGAUAUUACUAACAGCAUACGGUGGCUAUCUCUGCAGUCUCCGUGUCUACCGCUUCUUCCAGAGACAAAAGGCCUUGAAGACAGCAGCUGAAGAUCAAGCCAGUGAAAUAAUAAAAGACUAAAAAGCUGCCUGUUUUGGGGAAUUGAGCAGCCCCACUCCCACCCUUUGUGUAAGAAAUGAAUGCUUUAGAUUGUAUAUCCAGCUACAGGAAUUGUGUGAAUCAACAUUAAGAUCUAUAUGUUAUAAAAUGUUAAAAUAAUUCUUUUGAAACAAA